Pantherophis guttatus is the source of this 5367-nucleotide messenger RNA. Its product is annotated as urotensin-2 receptor-like. NCBI's taxonomy places the organism in Eukaryota, Metazoa, Chordata, Lepidosauria, Squamata, Colubridae. Gene Ontology annotation, cellular component: plasma membrane. Gene Ontology annotation, molecular function: urotensin II receptor activity. The record is from RefSeq and is a predicted model, not a curated record. Gene Ontology annotation, biological process: neuropeptide signaling pathway; regulation of blood pressure; blood vessel diameter maintenance.
AGUUGUGGCGGGGGGGGGGGGGAAGGCGACUGCUGUUUCCCGCCCUCCCCUCCCCCAGCGCUCGAAAUGGAGCGCAACUUGAGCGCGGGGCUUGGCAACGAGUCUUCUCGGGCAGCAGCGGGGGGGACCAGCGGGGAAGCGGCGGCGACUUGGGUUUUCGGCGCGGUCCUCUCCGUCAUGUGUGUGGCUGGCGUGACGGGCAACGUGUACACCUUGGCGCUGCUGUGGCGCUCGGGCCGGGGAGCCCGGAGCGCGCCUUUAUCCGGCUCCAUUGCCAGCCUGGCUCUGGCCGACCUGCUCUACCUGUGCUCCAUCCCGUUCAUCGUGGGCACGUCGCUGGCCCAAGACUGGUACUUCGGCGAGCUGGGCUGCCGCUUCCUGCUCAGCCUGGAUCUGCUCACCAUGCACGCCAGCAUCUUCACCCUCACCGUCAUGUGCACCGAGCGCUACCUGGCCGUCACCCGGCCGCUGGCCGUGAGGUACCGGGCGCCGCGCUUCCGCAGGAUCACCGCCGGCGCCGUCUGGGGGAUCUCGCUGCUGCUGACCCUGCCUAUGAUGCUGAUGGUCACCCUGAGCCAGAGCGGCGACGGCAAGCAUAUCUGCGCCCCGACCUGGAGCCCCGCCGCCUUUCGGCUCUACCUGACGGUUCUUUUCAGCACCAGCAUCCUGGCCCCCGGGCUGCUCAUUGGCUGCCUCUACGCCCGCCUGGCCGCCACUUACUUGGAGUCUCAGAAGAACCCGCCGCGCAAAACGGGGCCCAAGCGCUCUCCCCGCCAGAAAGUUCUCAUCCUGGUCUUCACCAUCGUGCUGGUCUUCUGGGCCUGCUUCUUGCCCUUCUGGAUCUGGCAGCUGGUGUCCCUUUACCACGGCCCCCUGGGGCUGCCGCUCCACAUCCAGAAGUAUAUCAACUACCUGGUCACCUGCCUGACCUACAGCAAUAGUUGCAUCAACCCUUUCCUUUAUAUCUUGCUGACCAGGAACUACCGCGAGUAUCUUCGGAACCAGCAUAGGAAGUUCUACCGCUUCACCUCUUCCUUUCGCAAGAAGGGCUCCAACUUGCACUGUUCUUGGAGGCGGUCGUCCUCUUCGGGCACCCAGUAUGAGUCUGGGACAGAAGGCCUGGGGAUGGCUGCCCUAAAGGACUGCAAGUGAACGUCGUCGUCUCCCUUCCCUUGUUGGGAACGGUUUCUAAAGACCAUCCAGGUGGGGGCCCCCGAGCAAGGUGAUGGCGACGUCUUUGAGGUUGUGCUGAUGAACUGUGACAUAGUCAAGUAUUUGAUAGAUCACAGGCUGGUCUGGUCAAUCCUCAACCUGCAUGUAGCCCUUUACACAGUAUGCCACGAAGGACUGGCAGUACAUCAUCAACUUCAGACUGCAGGACCCAGGUCAAGACCAAUGUUUUCAAGAUGUAUUUAAUAAUAAUAAUAAUAAAAACUCUCUGACAAUUUAUCACUUGUAGGAACCUGCUACAACCUGAAAAGUGGAUGCAGUUUAAAAAUGUCAUCACUCAGACUGCAACAAUGGUAGUUGUACUGAAUACCUGGGUGCACCAAGAUUGCUUUUGAUGAAAUCCAUGAGACCAUUUCAGCAGCCCUCCGGGCCAAAACAAAAGCUAUGCAAGCUGGCAUUUAUCAUCUAUCUCAAAGAUACACAGUUUAAAAUAUCUGCAGUCCAAAGUACAGGAGAAACUGCAAGAAAUGCAGGCUGAGCGGUAGCUGAGAAAGCCUGCUAAGCAGAUGGAAUGCUAUGCAGAUAUGCAUGCCACCGGAGAGUUCUUCAGCACCAUAAAAGCCAUUUAUGGUGCUUCUAAAUUGGGAUGUUCCCACUUGCUGUCAUCUCCUGGAGUUGAACCAGAUCAACUGACCAGGAAGAACUGAGAACUAUUGGACUGAGCACUUUUCCAAAUUAUUGAAUAGUUGAUCCUGAUGUUUUACAACAGAAAUCCUGACAUUCCUCUGCUGCCAGUCUUGGGUGCCUAGGUCUGCCUCCUUCUACUGAUGAGAUCAGGAAAGUGAUUUACCAAAGGUGGGUUUCAGCAGGUUCUGACCAGUUCUGGAGAACUGGUAGCAGAACUUUUGAGUAGGUAGGAGAACCGGUAAAUACCACCUCUGACUGGCCCCGUCCCCAUCUAUUCUCUGCCUCUCGAGUCCCAGCUGAUUGGGAGGAAAUGGGGAUUUUGCAGUAUCCUUCUCCUGGAGUGGGAUGGGAAUGGAGAUUUUACAGUAUCCUUCCCCUGGAGUAGGGAGCGAAUGGAGAUUUUACAGCAUCCUUCCCCUGGAGUAGGGAGCGAAUGGAGAUUUUACAGUAUCCUUCCCCUUGAGUGGGGUAGGAAUGGAGAUUUUACAGUAUUCUUCCCCUGCCAUGUCCACCAUGUCAUGCCCACCAAGCCACACCCACAGAACUGGUAGUAAAAUCCACUGGAUUUUACAUAUGAACUCAAAUAGAGCAACAGGGCAGGGUAGCGUUCUACUGCUGAGAUCUACAAAGCCCUCAAACUCUUUACAGAUAUUCCAGUACAUCUUGGCAGAUACUUGGCUCAUAGAAGAGAUGCCUGAAGAUUCUGUGAUGCCUUCAUUGUGGCUUUCUAUAAAACUAAGAGAAGAAAAUCAGACUAUGAAAACUACAGGGUAUCUCACUGCUGUCCAUCACAGACAAGAUUUUUGCCUGCAUUCUCUCUUCAAACUUGUCACUUCUUGGAAAGGAACCUCUCAGGGACACAGUGAUGGGCUAGAACAAAGUACAGCAGAUGUGAUAUUUACCAUGAAACAAAUCCAUCAAAAAUGCAUUGAACAAACAAACUUCUUGACUGUCUUUAUUGACCUGACAAAGGCAUUUGACACUGUAAACAGGAAGUCUCUUUGACUUUACUUCUUGAACCCACAAAUGAAGUGCCUCCAUACAGUCAUUCAAGAAACCCUUUUUGCUGAUGAAUGUGUUCCCAGUGCACAAAGACAGUGGCUGGCAGUUGAUACUGAACAAAUUAUCAGACACUGCUAUGUUCUUUGGCCUGACUUAUCUGCCUGAAAAGAACUGGUAGUUCUAUCAACCUGUGCCAAAUACCAACCACAUUGGUAUUUGAUCCAAAAAUCACUAUUGAUGAUACCCAGCUGACAAAGGUAAGAAGUUUCAAAUACUUGGGAAGCAAGUGAUGGGUCUUUGGAAGAAGAAAUUGACUCCAAAGGCCAACUAGACUCUGUACUAGGAUUCUCAAUCAACACAAUACCCUUAUCUCCCCAAAUCUGAAAGUCUACAGAGCUGUGGUUAUCCAUGUUCUCUUAUAGGGAUAUGAAUCCAGGAUUCUGCAUUGAUGACAGAUCAAACAUCUGGAGAAAUUUGUUGGAAGGCAUGUCUCCAGCCUGGAGGUUUUGGAUCACAGGGAAUCCACCAGCAUUGACUCGAUAUGGUAGGUGAGAUAUGUCAUCAGAAUAGACAUCUGCUAUAUAUCCUGCUAGUUGCUCUCUAGUGUACUGGAGACCAGAAAGAAACCUCAGGGUCAUUACACAUAUGCUACGAAGAUGCUGUGUGAAAGAAACCCUAUACCGCUGUCACAUCCAGCUAAGGCAACUAGAAGUUAUGGCUGCUGACACAACUUGCUGGCGAGCUCUGUGUUAUGAAGCCUCCACUGGGUUUGAAUAGACAACCAUUAGUAGCAUCAAAGAAUAAUAUUUAUAGCUAUUAUAAUGGACUUCCAAUGCCCCUUUUAUGCUAUAUUCUGUGCUGCCAGACUGCAGAGCAAUCUCUGAGUUCACAGAUGAACUGCACAACAGUAUGUCUUUUUCGACUCUGAAGAUCUCUCUUUCCAUCCCUCCAUCAUCUAUCUAUCUAUCUAUCUAUCUAUCUAUCUAUCUAUCUAUCUAUCUAUCUAUCUAUCAUCUCUAGCUCUAUCUAUCUAUCUAUCUAUCUAUCUAUCUAUCUAUCUAUCUAUCAUCAUUUAUAUAAUUUACCCAUCUUCCAAGUCACUUUCAUGAUACUCUGAAGCAGUCUUUUGUAAAUGAUAUAAUUGGUUUGCUUAUAAGCGCCAAUGUUUGUGACAGUUCACCAAACUAUGUUAAAAUGGUAUUGGAAAGAAAAUGGGAACAUCUGUGUUUGCUGUCAGGCAUGAAGAUUGUGGAAUAUGACUUGGAAUCAAUUGCUUCAGGGAUAUGACUUGGGAUCCAUUGAUGACUAAACAUAAUUUGUUUUGCAGAUUUAUAAAGUAUAAAGAUACAGAUCUUUCAGCACAACUUGUCAGUCCAGCUGCCACAUUUUGCACCAAUAACAGUUUCUGGAAAUGUUUCAAGAGUAGCUUCAUAUCAAACAUAUUGCAAUCACCAAGGAAAGGCUGAUCCUAGGUGUUAAAAAAAAAAAACACCUCUUGCCAAAUUUAACAGCUCCAGAAGGGUUGCAGCUGGUCUAUCUGAGGUACUUCUGCAAAAGUGCUUCUUGACCUACAGCACUGCCUGCAAAUCCACUCACAGCUUAGACUCAAGGAGUUCUCCCAGGUUGCACUGGCUCAUUCAGGAGAAGUGGUCUCAAUCCCCAAGUCCUCCAGUGGUGGAGCGAGGGAGUUGUGAUAUCUGUAUGCCUGCAGUCAUUUUAUUCAUCCGUAUUUGUGCAUGCAGGCGAAACAUAAUGAAUUCCUUAUUUCUUAGGUGUGAAGUAAUAACUAGCUAUAGGAAUAUCUGCUUCAUUUUAAAAAAUAAAUGAUUUGGGUAGGCUUUUUGAAUAUUCACUCCAUUUCUUCCUGUAUGAUUCUUUGUUGGUUGAAACUUCUUCUUCAUUACCAACUCCACUGAUUUGUCCCCUGUUCCAUCCGAAAAGAGAACACAACAUGUUUAAAGUACAUGUUGAUCUGCAAAGGAGCACCUUUUAAUUUACUGCAUUUCUCCUGAUGCUUUAACAAAAAAAAAAGAAAAAUAGGGAGGUACUUUGAAUUCUCUUUCCUGCUUGUUUAACGUAAAAUAUUUUAUCCAUAACUGAUUAUAGAAAGAAUGCAUUUUCUUUUCUUUUUUCUUUUUUUAAAUUUUAUUAACAUAGACAAACAUAAAACACAAAUACAUGUAAACACUUAUACAUUAACAAAAAAUCAAUCGACUAACUUCUAGAAAACCUUCGCAUCGGUGAUUAAUGUCCAUUUAACCAAUUUUCCUUAAUCAUACUAUUUACAAAUUUACUUGCUUAUACCUUAAUACAUUCAUAGAAGUUCAGCAGUAUCUUUCUACAAUCAUAUUAACCAUUUAUUUAUACAAUCCUACGGCUCAUCUCAUGUAUCUAUUUCUGCAAUUCUUGAGUUAUGUUCUCCUAGUGUCCUAUGUUGUUGGCCCUAUCCUUCCUUCUAACCAUGUGUACCAUUUUUGCCAAACUAAAUAAAAGUCAGUGUUCUCUUUA